GUUAGAUCUAUCACAUCACAUACUGUCUAUCCGAAAGAGCUUUUGAACGAUUCUUUAGUCUCUGAUGUGUACAAGGACCUGAAAAUUAAUAUAAUUCAUUAUUAUAAAAACUCAUUGAAAGUGCUUAAAUGGGCAACUGAUUACUCCUACUCUCAACUUAGGAAACCUAACAAAAGAGGAGACUGGAAAAAAUACUCGAGGUCAACAGUUACACACGGCACUUACAACAUCCAGGACAAUGUUAUUGAACUUCCUGCAGGAAUUUUUGAGAAACCUAUAUUCAGCAGAAAUCGACCACGCUACCUAAAUUUUGGAUCCAUUGGUUCCCAUAUUGGCCAUGAAAUUGCCCAUGCGUUCUCGUAUAAAGGAAGACUCUUUGAUAUAGAUGGUAAUAAAAGAAACUGGUUCGAUAGGGCAGAUGAAAAUGCUCUCAUUAAUAGAACUCAGUGCUUCGUAGAGCAAUAUAAUAACUACACAGCUGGCAGUGAAAUUCAAAUACAGGUAAAUGGUGUUAAAACACUAGAAGAAAAUAUUGCUGAUAUCACUGGUUUGAAAGCAUCUUAUCAGGCCUAUCAGACUUGGGUAAAGCAUCAUGGACGUGAACCAAAGCUGCCAGGACUAAAAUAUACUCCAAAUCAGUUGUUCUGGAUAAGUUCAGCAAACAUGUUUUGUGCGCGUAUGGAUCCGAGCACUCUGGAGGAUAUCAUGUCUGCUGAUAAACAUAGCCCACAUGAGUUUAGAAUCAUAGGACCAUUAUCUAAUCUACCGGAGUUUGCCAAAGAUUUCAACUGCAAACCAGAUUCGGCCAUGGUUCGUAAAAACAGAUGCGAAUUUUGGUAGGAAAGUAAAUCCAGAUUUAUAGUUCUAGGAUACUGUUUAUUUAUCACAUCUGCAUUAUUAAUUUACUAGUGCACGGUACAGGCAUUGCAUGUAAAGAUUUUGUGCUAUUUCACAUGUGUCAAUAUCUUUUAUCUGAAUAAAAUAUUGCAUCUCAAUUUU
Molecule: messenger RNA, 999 nt
Organism: Stegodyphus dumicola
Lineage: Eukaryota; Metazoa; Arthropoda; Arachnida; Araneae; Eresidae
Product: neprilysin-2-like
Biological process (GO): protein processing
Cellular component (GO): plasma membrane
Molecular function (GO): metalloendopeptidase activity
Source: RefSeq, a predicted model, not a curated record